Messenger RNA from Penaeus monodon (black tiger shrimp), 1866 nucleotides. RefSeq names its product DDB1- and CUL4-associated factor 13-like. The record is from RefSeq and is a predicted model, not a curated record. Gene Ontology annotation, biological process: maturation of SSU-rRNA from tricistronic rRNA transcript (SSU-rRNA, 5.8S rRNA, LSU-rRNA). Gene Ontology annotation, cellular component: nucleolus; small-subunit processome. Lineage: Eukaryota; Metazoa; Arthropoda; Malacostraca; Decapoda; Penaeidae. The transcript is spliced from 9 exons. Bases 82 to 1470 code for a protein of 462 amino acids. Gene Ontology annotation, molecular function: protein binding.
AUCGAACAGUAAACAAGAGGAGCACGUGGAGUGGUCGACGAAGAGGAGGCUUUCCUUUACUCUCUGGACGUGAUAUUAAAAAUGUCUAUUAUAAAGAAUAUAAAAGUGCUGUCGAGGAAUCCGGAUCAUCAUAUGAGAGAGACGAAACAUGAUAUCCAUAGAGUGCAGAGAAACUACGACCCAACCCUUCAUCCUUUUGAAGCUGCACGAGAGUAUAAGCUUGCUCUCAAUGCUGUCAAAUUGGAGCGUGUGUUUGCUAAGCCCUUUGUGAGCAGCCUGACGCACUCUGAUGCCUUGAGUGCCAUGUGUCGGCACCCAUCCCAGCUGUCGUCUGUGUUCACUGGCACAGUUGAAGGCGAGUUGAUGCUGUGGGACCUCCCUCAAAAGAAGUCAAAGUGGUCUGUCCAGGCCCACAAUGGCCAUCUUGGGGCCAUUGUAACAGCACCAGAUGGGGGCUCGUUCUUCACAGUGGGCAACGACAAGACCAUAAAGCGCUGGUCACUAGAGAAGACACUGGAGAACUCUGAUUUACCCGUUGACACCUGGAUGAGUGAAACAGUCAUCAUGGGCAUUUCACACCACCGAUACAACAAUGAGUUCAUCACAUGUGGAGAAAGGGUCUUGCUGUGGGAUGCUAGCAUGAAGGCCCCCAAAUUUUCGUAUGAUUGGAACACAGGAGCCCAUGGCAGUAAUGCCAGUGUGGUCUGCGUCAAGUUCAAUGACAUUGAGACCUCAUUGUUUGCUUCCAGUGACCAAGCAAACAACAUCAUCCUUUACGACACAAGAAGCAAGGAGGUGAAGAAGCUAGGGAUGAAUAUGAGAGUGAAUGCGCUUGCAUGGAAUCCCAUGGAGGCUUUCAUCUUAACGGCAGCCAGCGAGGAUUACAAUUGUUAUUCCUUCGACAUUAGAAACAUGAACAACAAGCACCGUAUAGUAGGCUUGCACGAAGGCCACACGUCAGCAGUCACUGAUGUCUAUUACUCUCCCACUGGCAAGGAGUUUGUCUCAGGAAGUUAUGACAGAUCCAUCAGAAUAUUCUCAACAGAAGAAGGAAAGUGUAGAGAUGUGUACCACACCAAGCGCAUGUUCAAGGUUAAUUGUGUUUUGUGGACAGCUGACAACAAGUAUGUCCUCUCAGGCUCCUCUGAUCACAAUGUGAGGCUAUGGAAGGCAGUUGCAAGUGAGAAGAUGGGUGUGAUGCGUGAAAGAGAACAGUCAGCCAUCAACUAUGCAGAGGAGCUGAAGAAGAAAUACAGUUCAUUCCCAGAGGUGAAGAGGAUCCAGCGGCACAGGCACUUGCCUGGCCACAUCUACCAUGCCAAGAAAGAGCAUGCCAUCAUCAGGGAGAGCAAGGCUGUUAGACAAGCCAACCUCCGCAAGCACUCGAAGAAGGGAGCAGUUCCACACAUUCCUGUCAAACAGAAGCCCGUGGUGGGCCUAGUUGACGAAGAGGAAGAAAAGUCCGAGUAGCCCAUUAGAGAUUAGGAAUUAUACUAAUAUAUAUUUUUUAUGGAUACAUUAUAUUUAUGAGGAGGAGAAGGAAAAGUAUGGGGAAUGUUGUGUGGACUUUUUUUUUAUUUUAUUUUAUGUUCAUGGGUCUUGUCUUGGCAUCUUGGCAUGUCAGUUCACAGAGAUGGAGACAUUCAGAUAUGCCAAAUCAUUUUCAUGUAGACACAUAGCCAGUUGCAUGGAUUUAUAUAUAUUUAUAGCAAAUGUUUGGAAAAAAUGUAUAUAGAGCUAAUAUUAAGACAUUUUUUUGGAGAGAUACUACAGGAAUUGCCAAUGAUGCAUGAUGUGUGGCAGAGUUUUGAAAGAAAGCAGGAUUUAUGUACACUGAUAUUUCUGUCAAUAAAAUUUAUACAAAAA